AUGCGGGAGGAGCUCCCGACCUGCCGUGGGUGCCGCAAAGCCAUCAGAGAGGAGGAGCCGAGCAUUCUGGCCGACAAGAGGGACAGGUUUCACGAGCGGUGCUUUGUGUGCGCAGAAUGUGGUGAAGCACUGACUUCCUACGUCAUUCUGGAAGCCCGCAAGUACCAAUUCCAGGAGUGUCCGUACUAUUGCGAGACCUGUGCUGACAAAUUGGAAGCCAAAGAAGCUCCAGAAGGAGGCACAGCUGGCAGCAAACCUUGUGCGGCUUGUGGCGGUCCUUGUGGUGGCCGGGGUGGCCUGAUGGACGGAUGUGUCCUCCACUGGAAGUGUUUCCAGUGCAGCAUGUGCGGCAAAGCCGAGCAGGCGCCAGCGGAUGGACGAAUGCAUGCAGUGACACUGCUGCGGAGCAAGGUUGGUGCCUUGCUACAGGGAAAGUACGUGUGCGCAUCGUGCGACGCUGUGGGAAAGAAGGUUACCGGCUACGUGAGCCAGCGGGAAGAGCAGUGCGCUCCGGCGACCGGGACCACGGGCCGCUUCCUGACCUUGGAGGAGCUGAAGGAUGCAACCGUGUGGAAGUCGCUGGGAGUGGAAGCCAGCUGCCGCGAGCAGAUGCUGAGCGACGACGACUUUAAAGCUGCCUUUGGAUCCACGAAGGAGGAGUUCCAGAGACUGCCGGGGUGGAAAAGGACGCAAAAGAAGAAGGAGAUGGGAGAGACCGUGGAGUUCAUCAAGCCCGUCCGCAGCCAAACGACUUGCGAUCGGUCUGGUGGCGUCAUGGUGAACAUCAACGAGGAUCCGUCGAUCAACGCUUGGCUUUCUAGGACGGAGGCCCACAUGCAGAGCUCCCUGGGCGAGCACCUGAACUCCUCGAUGAAUGAGCUGGGAACUCUCUUCACCGCAGACGGGAAGAUCAGCGAGGAGGCCACCAUGGCCUGGGUCUCCAAGUACCCCUGCCAGGUGCUUCUCAUGGCGAUCUUGGCCGACUGGUGUCAAAAAAUCGAAGGGGCGCUGAGUGCUGGCGGGGACGUGGAGAAAGUCCUCGCGCGGGCCGUCGAGCAGCUGUCCUUCAUGGCAGGGAAGGUCAUCACGAACAUCAGCAACGACGUUCGCCAGAAGCUUGCGCAGAUGAUCACCGAGGUGGUUCACCAGCGAGAUGUCUCGCGACAGUUGAUUCAGGACAAGGUGUCAUCCCCAAAGGACUUCCAGUGGUUGCAGCUGAUGCGAAUGUAUUGGAACCCCAGCGAGCCGCAGAUUCUGCAACGCCUUUCCAUCUGCAUGGCAGAUGCCAGCUUCUUCUACGGCUUUGAGUACCUGGGAAUCGCCGACAAGUUGGUCCAGACCCCUCUGACAGACCGCUGCUUCCUGACACUGACCCAAGCACUGCACAUGCGCCUGGGUGCCAACCCGUUUGGCCCGGCGGGCACCGGUAAGACGGAGUCGGUAAAGGCGUUGGGGAACACCAUGGGAAGGUUCGUUUUGGUCUUUUGCUGUGACGAGGGCUUCGACUUCCAGGCCAUGGGCCGAAUCUUCGUGGGCCUGUGCCAAGUGGGCGCCUGGGGCUGCUUCGACGAGUUCAACCGACUUGAGGAAAGGAUUCUCUCGGCGGUCUCUGAGCAGGUUCUAACCAUACAGACUGGGAACAAACAGAACAAAAAGGAGAUCGAGAUCCUCGGGAAGCAGGUGCGCUUGAACUCCAACGUGGGCAUCUUCGUAACCAUGAAUCCCGGCUACGCCGGGCGCUCCAACCUGCCAGACAACCUGAAGCAGCUCUUCCGGGCCAUGGCGAUGACCACGCCCAACAAGACUCUCAUCGCCCAGGUGAACCUCUACAACCAGGGCUUCAUCAGCGCCGAGAAGCUGGCCAGCAAGGUGGUCUUCCUUUUCGACCUCUGCAAGGAUCAGCUCUCAUCGCAGCCGCACUACGACUUUGGACUGCGCUCUCUGAAGGCCGUGUUGGCCUGUGCGGGCUCCAUGAAGCGCGAGGAGGUCACGAACAUAGGUGCCGAGAAGUUCGGCGAGCUCUCGGAAGACGAGGUGUCGCAGAGUGAGCAGAAGAUUCUACUGCGAGCUAUUUUCGAUACGCUCGUUCCAAAGCUGGUAGCGCAAGACAAGCCGCUGAUGCAAAGCUUGAUCUCCGGUGUCUUCCCGGGCGCGGACGUCGGCAUCGUGGACAAUCAGAUCCUUCAGGAUGAGAUUCGUAGGCUCUGCAAGCUGCGGCACUUUGAGUGCACGGACAACUUCAUGUUGAAGUGCAUGGAGCUCUUCCAAAUCCAAAGGAUCACUCAUGGUGUAAUGCUGGUGGGCACUGUCGGCACAGGAAAAUCCACUGUUUGGCGAACGCUUCUGGAUGCUAUGGAGAAACUGGAUAACAUUAAAGGAGAUGCUUAUGUUGUGGAUCCCAAAGCAGUGAGCAAAGAGGAAUUGUAUGGCAAGCUGGAUCCAACGACACUGGAGUGGACCGAUGGAGUUUUUACCGACAUUCUUCGGCGUAUUCUUUCAGGACAUCGUGGCGAGAACCAGCGGCGACAAUGGAUAAUGUUUGAUGGUGACGUCGAUCCGGAGUGGGCCGAGAACCUGAACUCAGUGCUUGAUGACAACAAACUGUUGACACUCCCGAAUGGGGAGCGCCUGGCCAUUCCGCCGAGUCUUGCUUGCAGAACAAGAGGAGUUGGUAAGCGAGGCUGCGAGAGUCCUGCGGGAGUCCCUGAAGACCUGACACGAGACUCCGAGAGUAUUGACAAACACUGCACCUCUUGCAACACUUCCAAAAAACCACGGAAUCUUUUUUACUCGGAGUGGGGAGGUUAA
Molecule: messenger RNA, 2808 nt
Organism: Symbiodinium necroappetens
Lineage: Eukaryota; Dinophyceae; Suessiales; Symbiodiniaceae
Source: the annotation of a GenBank genome assembly